Messenger RNA from Phycodurus eques (leafy seadragon), 4480 nucleotides. RefSeq names its product interferon gamma receptor 2 (gene ifngr2). Bases 90 to 944 code for a protein of 284 amino acids. The record is from RefSeq and is a predicted model, not a curated record. NCBI's taxonomy places the organism in Eukaryota, Metazoa, Chordata, Actinopteri, Syngnathiformes, Syngnathidae. Gene Ontology annotation, molecular function: protein binding. The transcript is spliced from 7 exons.
CUGUCUUCCCAAAUCCAAAGUGUGACCCUACAGAUGAAGAGAGUUCGGCAUUGGUGGCUUUUCGUAGGCAAGAAAUAACGCGGUCAAAAAUGCUUUUAUUGCUAAUAUGCUUUCACUUCGUCACCCAAGUACUCAGUGAAGUGCCUCCAGAUCUGCCACAGGAUGUCAUGGUUGAUAACUGGCAGUUGACAUGGACUCCAGCCACAAACGAGAGCACUGUCACUUACUCUGUUAGGUACUGCAGCUUGCACUGUAAUCUUUGGAAAGAUGUCUCUACCUGCAAGCAGAUGAAUAUCGCUUCCUGUAAUGUCGCUUUCAUCAAAGCCGAGGCAGAGCAUGGCUGUGUUAGGCUGGGUGUGCAAGCAGAGAGGCGUGGGCUGACUUCAGAGCUAGUCGAAGCCUGUAGCAGACAAGGUAACUCAUGUAGCCCUGAAGUUAGCCUGGAUGCACGCCCUGGCUUCUUAACUCUUCAUUUAAGUAGAAAAAGUAAGAUUGCUCUCGAAGGGAACUACAUAAAACAUAGGAUUUACUUUGGAAAAAAGGGAGAACUCCUGGAGGCAUAUGAAGAUGCUGUGGCCUCUGUGUCCAUUGACAAUUUAAAGGAGGGAGAGCACUACUGUGCACAAGUGCAGUAUACUUACUUUGAUGAUCCUGUCGGACUGGCCAGAUGCACCCAGUGUGAAGUCAUCCCUCACUCAAGCCCAACAACAACAAAAAUUGAGAUAACUGUCACCAUUGUGGUUGUCUUUGUUAUUCUAAUACCAGUCAUAGCAUACAUUCCACUCUUUCAGAGGAGGAGAAUCAAAGAGUGGCUGCAACCUCGAUACAAGAUACCAGACCCUGUCUUCUUUGAUGUACAUGAUCUGUCUUGGAAUCCAAUCUCCAGCAACAGCCCAACUGAGGAUUUCUGUGAUAUUACAAGCAUGGAAUUGAGAGGACAAUGAAAGUAGCUGCCUAUGUAGACUUUGAUGUGUCUUGCCAAUUUAUCCCAGAUGUGUGAUCAGUUUGAUAAGAAAAGAAUGAAUGGGCUACUUGGUAAUAGAAAAAUAACCAAGCACCACAAUGCAAAAAUAUCCUCAUACCGUAUUUUCACGGCCAUAAGGUGCACUUAAAAGCCUGAAAGUUUCUCCAGAAUGGACGGGGCGCCUGAUAAUGCGCCGCGCCUUAUGUGUGCACCGAGUUCCAAAAUCUAUAAAUGUUGUAUGAUGAGCGCUCCGCUUGACUGACUGGGAGCAUUUCCUGCCGACACGCUGCUUGUAUAGAGGAAAGGCGGACGUGACUGAGGGCAGCAUGCGAAGGUUAAAGGGGGCAGGGACAGAAUUCAAGAUCAACGAAUCCAUGCUUCGCAAGUGGAGGAAGCAGGAAAACGAGCUUCGCCAAGUCAAGAAGACGAAGCUGGGUUUCCGUGGAAACAAGGCGAGGUGGCCCAAGUUGGAAGACCAACUCGAGCAAUGGAUUAAUGAGCAAAGAACAGCCGCGAGAAGCGUCUCCACAGUCACCAUGCGACUGAGGGCAAUAACUCGGGGCUUGCCAUCAUUCCGGGAGGCUUGACGAAGGAACUCCAACCGCUGGACAUCGGUGUAAACAGGGCGUUCAAAGUGAAGUUGCGAACGGCGCGGGAGCCAUGGAUGACAGAUGGUUAACACGGCUUUACUAAGACGAGGAGGCAGCGCCGGGCGAGUUACGCCACAAUUUGUGAAUGGAUUGCGGACGCUCGGGCUAACCUGUCUGCUUGCACUGUUGUCCGAGCUUUCGUAAAAGCCGGCAUCAUGUCUGAGGAGCCGCACGGCAACGAGACAGACUCAGACAAUGACGAGAGGGAACCCGGCGUGUUAGAUGGAGGACUUGCCCAGCUGUUCAUUUCGGAUACAGAACAUGAGGACUUUGAUGGAUUUGUGGAUGAGGAUUGAUCAAAAAAUAACGUGAGUACAUUGUUAAAUACUUCAAUAAAGUACAACCGAACUCAGUUUUGCUCCCGCUGCCUUUUUAAAAAUAUUGUUUUAGCGUGCAUGCAUUCUACCCUAUGUUUUAAGCGAGCAUAUGUUUUACCAUGCCUGUGUCCAAUAAUACGGUGCGCCUUAUGUAUGUGUUAUGUACAGAAAUAGACUCCGUAAUUGAGACUGCGCCUUUUAAUACGGUGCGCCUUAUGGUUGUGAAAAUACGGUAUUUUGCUAAAUUGACUCGAAUCCACACAUAAGGACUGUGUUAAUAUGUAUUUAUUACAUAUCAGUUGAUGAACUUUUCUACUUUCAGAAUUUUAGGCUGGAUUUACACUGCAGGUUCAGUUUCCCAAUUAUUAUAUGCCUAUCCUGUAUUAGAUUUUUUUGUUUUUUUGUUUUGUUUGAUUUAAUUGACCACAGUCACAAAUUGCACAUGACGUACACAAGCAUCAACACUGGGCAAUAACAGGAAGAAAGUAGGAAAAAAAAUGUCUAUUCUUAAUUAGUGAUUUAUUUAUUUGGUUUGUUUGUGUGUUUUGGCUUUGAUUUAAUUGAACACAUUUGAAAAUUGCACAUGUUCUGGCAUGUUCAUCAAACCUAAGGAAGGACUCAAUCUUGUCUUUGUGGGUUUUUAUGACAAGAAAGAAGAAAUCUUUGCAAAGAGAGUAAAAAGGUCGUUACCCCUAACUGAAACCCAACCAAAACAUUACCUUAAUAUCCAGAAGGGAAUGAGAAAGAGAGAGAAGAAGAGAAAAAAAGAAAUAAACCCCUCUCAUUCCCACAAGGUUCUAUAAUUAUCUUUGUCCAGCUGCACUCAAAGGUAUCUUUAUGGCAAUGGGUACAUGCAGAGGAUGAGAAAGGAGAAGAAAAAAAGGGAGUAGUCAAAACAUGGCCGGGACACACACAAGUACUGUGCUAACAAAGAGCUAUGGAACAAUAAAACGUCAAAGUUGUAUAAAACUAAUAGAACUAAUAUUUGGUAUAUAUGAAUGUUCCAAAUCAGGAUCCCCCUCUUUUGAUAAUACAGUAAUCACAUAAAAGAAAAUUACCAAACAUUAUGACAUUCUCAGUACCUAAAAGUUACUAAAUAUUAUGAAACACUAAGUAACCAAAAAUAAUAAGAUAGUAUGGCACCAUCAAAACGAUAUAACAGUAUAAUAUGUAUUUACAAAACAACCACACAAUCAUCCAGAAAUUCGCACCUCAACUGUUCAACAGUCCAGGGUCUCCGUUGUCGUAUUUUGUGUAUAUGUGUGUGUAUCCCCCCAAUAUCAAACCGACACUGACAUACACGUUUACAUGCAUGCACGCACGCACAAACGCACACACACACACACACAAACACAGAGUGUCUGAGUGAUUGGGGUCUCCAUUGUCGUAUUUUAUGCUUCAUAAUACGCCACACAUUUUCAAUGGGAGACAGGUCUGGACUGCAGGCAGGCCAGUCUAGUACCCGCACUCUUUUACUACGAAGCCACGCUGUUGUAAUACGUGCAGAAUGUGGUUUGGCAUUGUCUUGCUGAAAUAAGCAGGGGCGUCUAUGAAAAAGAUGUUGCUUGGAUGGCAGCAUAUGUUUCUCCAAAACCUGUAUGUACCUUUCAGCAUUAACGGUGCCUUCACAGAUGUGCAAGUUACCCAUGCCAUUGGCACUAACACAGCCCCAUAUCAUCACAGAUGCUGGGGAUGUUCCAAAACAGGUGUUGGGGAUGUUCCAAACAGGUGUUUGAUGAACAUUCCUCUUUUUUGCCACCUGUCCCAGGUUUUUUGGAAUGUGUUGCAGCCAUAGAAUUCAAAGUUGAUGAUUAUUUGCUAAAAACAAUAAAGUUUAUCAGUUUGAACAAUAAAUAUCUCGUCUUUGUAGUGUAUUCAACUCAAUAUAUGUUGACAAUGAUUUGCAAAUCAUUGUAUUCUGUUUUUUUUUAACACGUCGUCACAACUUCAUUGGAAUUGGGGUGUAUCAUAAUAAUAACAAUAAUUAUUAUUAUCCAUCCAUUUUCUGAACCGUUUAUCCUCACUAAGGAUAAGGAUAAGGAUAAGGAUGCUGGCACCUAUUUGAGCUGACUUUGGGUGAGAGGCGGGAAGUGGUCCCAGCCAAUCGCAGGGCACAGAUUACACACCCAUUCACACUCACAUUCACAACUAUGGACAAUUUAGAGCAUUCAAUCAACCUACCAUGUGUGAUUUUGGAAUGUGGGAGAAAACUGGAGUACCCGGAGAAAACCCACACAGCCACGGGGAGAACAUGAAAACGCCACAGCACUGUGAGGCAGAUGUGCUAACCACCUUGCUGCGCUAUUAUUAUUAUUAUGAAACAAAAAGCUUUAAUAAUCACAUUUGAGUCACAGAGAGGAUAUGUACAGCAGCUGAAUUAAGCAUUUAACACGUAACCAUUUUCUCACUAAAUAUACUUCCAAAGGUGGUAUUGGCCUGAAAAUUUAAAGUAAUCCAUACAUACAAAGAAAGUAUGACAAAUAUGCUCAGAAAUUAAGUAGUGUGUUCUGGAAUGGGCUCACUAAUCUAUUGAUGAUGUAAUUUAUGAU